AUCGCGACAUACCAAGGAAGUGUAACGGGGUUGAAUUGGCCUCUGUUUUUUACUUUUAUCACUCGAAGAGCUUUUAUCCGUGACUUAUUUAUGUAAAAUUAUUAUAAAGAAAUAUUGUUUGAUAGUUUAAACAUAAAAUAAACGGCAUAACAUACGCCUGGAUCAGUGAUUUUAGUUUUAAGUGACGUGAUUUGCUACUAAUGGCGGUGCAUGACAGUGCUGUGAUGUGUUUGUGUGAAAUAUCGGAAAAUUAAAUUGUGUAUUUAAUUGUGAUGCCUGGCAUUGUUGGGUGUGCGUGUGUGAGGGUGUCGCGGGCGGCGGGCAGGGGGGCGCUGGUGCGAUGAGGGCGGCGAUGCGGCGCCGCACAUGAGCCGGCUGCUGUGCUGCCUGCGCGCGCGCCGACACGACAUGGGCGCCGCGCUCUACCCCGCGCAGCCACAGGAGGGCGAGGCGUGCGACGGCGCCGCGGAGCACGUCGCCCCGCCCACCAUGGCCGACGUCAUACGGGAGCGGAAGAAGAAGGCGGGUGGCGCGGCGCUGGGCACGCUACGGAGGCGCCUGGUGGCAGCGGCCCGCCGCCCGAGGGACUCCCGACCUGACAGAGGUUGCGAGCACGCGCGCUUCAUCAGGUCAGUGGUGAGCUCGUGGCGGCUGGCGGAGGUGUUCGUGCUGUGCGAGCAGCUGGAGGCGGGCGCCGCGCUGCGCGACCUCGUCACCCAGGCGGAGCUGGCCCGCGAGCCCGCGCCCGCGCUGCACCAGGACCUCGCGCAGGCCUACAGGGACAGAUGGGUGUGCGAUGUAGAGCUGGUGGGAGCGGGAUGGUCUGUGUCCGCGCAUCGCGCCAUACUCGCCGCCAGGUGCUCGUACUUCAGGGAGCUGCUGCAGCGGUAUCCCGGGGCGUGUCGCGUGCCGCUGGAGGGCGUGGCGGCGGGGUUGUGUCGCGAGGAGGUGGAGGCGGGCGUGGCGGCGCUGUACGCGGGCAGCAGCUGCGCACGACGACCUCCCUGCGACCUUUGCAAUAAGUGGGACCGCGGCAAGGAGUCCGAGCUGGACAUCAUCAGCGGAGAGAACACGGCAUCUCGCGGGGGGUGUGCGUGCGGGGGUCGCGGGCGGGGGGGACGCGGCGAGGCGCGACUGCUGCGCCGCCUGGCGGACCUGCUCGGCUUCUCCCUCGACACCCUGCACCGGGACAUGAAGUACCUGCUCGACUCGGGCGAGCAGUCGGACAGCCGGCUGGUGUUCCGGCUGGAGGGCGGGGGCGCGGCGUACGGUUUCCGCGCAGCACUCGAGCUGCCCUGCCACCGCGUGGUGCUCGCCGCCAGGUCGCGCUUCUUCAGGAGCGUGCUGUCGCGCGGUAUAAGCGGCGGGUGUUGCGGGGGCGUGCCGGGGGGCGGGGCGUGCGGCGGUGUGGGCGGUGCGGGGGGCGGGGCGGGCGCGGUGUGCGCGGACGAGCGCGUGUUGCCGCGCAGGUUCGCACGCGCACUGUUACACGCCGCGUACACAGACCAGGUGGAUUUAGGUUUGAUCGGCAGAAACUCCCCCUCACCCGCCUCCACAGGCAGCGCCUCCAGUGCACCCACUGCGUGGUCGGGCGUGUCGCGCACUUCUCCGCGACCAAACAACACGACCACAUUAGAUGAUGCCUUUCAGCUUUAUGAGAUAGCUAGGUUCCUGGAGAUGCCGAUAGUGGUGCAGGGUUGCGAGGACGCGAUCGUGGAGGCGCUGUCGGCGGACACGUUGCCGCACGUGCUGCGCUGGGCGGCCGCACCGCACGCCUCCCAGUGGGUGCACAGACAGGCGAUGCGGUACCUGCGCGACGAGUUCCCGGCGAUAAUGUGGCAGGCGUCGUCAGCGCGGCUGCCGCGCAGUGCCGUGGCGGAGGCGCUCGGCUCCCCCUUCCUGCAGGCGAGCGAGGCGCAGGCGUUGCGCGCGCUGCUGCGCUGGGCGGAGCGCGCCGCCGCACCCAAACACGCACAACACGACAACAGAGAGCCGAACGUGAUCUGGCACACGGCGCACUCGGUGUCGCGACGCGGGGCGCGGCGCAGGGAGAGCGGGGAGCAGGCGGUGCGCGACCUCCUCGCCGCGCUCCUCCCCCUCGUGCGCCUCGAGCAUCUGCCCCCGGACUGCGACCUGCUGCACCAGGCGGUGCGGCGCGGCGCUGUGGCGCAGCCCCCGGCGCAGAUGGUGGAGGGAGGGGGCGGGGCGGAGGCGUGGCUCGGCCGCGGCGCGAGCAGACCGCCGCGCUGCUUCAUACCUUACCUUGAUGAAAUUAAAGCGCUGCUGGAGGACCAGGCGGUGCCGGAGGCGGAGGUGUCGCGAGUGCGGCGCGCGCGCUUCCUGCACCGCAUACCCGACACACUAUACAUGGUUGCGGCAGCACGCAGCGGCGCCAGUUCUGCGAGCGGCGGUGUGGGCGGGGCCGGCGGAGGUGUGGGCGGGGCGGAGGCGGCGUGCGUGUCACCGCGCGUGUUGGCAGCGCUGCGGGCGCGCGUGCGCGAGCUGCGUGCCGCGCCCCCCGCACAGCGCGCGCUGCUGCUGCACGCCACCGACACCAAGCAGGUCCAUCACCAGAUAGCGCUGCGUGCUGUGCGCGAGAUGUCUUUGCCGGACACGUGCGCAGAUCUCCUCACUGACCUCGACGACAACUCCGACAACUCCGACAAGGAGUGUGGAGGCAGCAGUUUGUGUGUGGAGGAGGAGUGGGCGUGCGGCUCUGAGGCGGGGGCGUGGCCGCGACAAGCNNNAGCCCCGCCCCGCCUGCCUGACGUGCCGGACCUGCCUGAUGUGGAUGAUUGCUGCAGGUCGGGCUCAGGGUCCCUGAGGUCGGGCAACUCGCGCGCUGCUGCUGUCUUCCUGCAAGCGGAGCGCGAGUCCAGCACUUGCAGACGAGAACUGCCGCCGCGGCCAGACACACACAGAUCAGUGCGCGGACGUCUCUCUGCGUGCGUGCCGGAUGUGGCGAUGGCGCCCAACGCCAACACGCACCUGCUCACCGCGCGCGACUACAUGUACGCCGGCAACGCGCACGCCCCGCCCACACACCUCGCCCCGCCCUCCGCACCCGCACCCGCACCCGGCCCCGCCCCACUGCCCGCACCCGCACCAGCGCCGGCACCAGCACCAGCACCGGUACAUCAUAUGAGGCAUACAGAGUACGGCGGAGGUCUGCAGCUGGACCUGGGAGACGGAGCUACACACACGCCCAGACCUGGAUCACGUGCUCAGCGCGCAGCAGCACAUGCAGCAGCACACAGCGCACACACCGCACACACCACCCGGCACAGAGACAACAAUCAGGCGCUGUCGUGUGUGAGAACUCGCAAUGAUGAUGAGGAACUCCGAGCCGCCAUUGAACUCUCUGUUAUACGAGCUUACUCGUCGCUUGCGGGCGCGAGUGCGGCGCGCAACAGACAUUAUGCAGAUCUGUUGCCUCCUGGUGAGUGCGCGCUCCCCUCUACACACACCCCCACCCCCACCCCCACCACACCACACACACACAAACUGCCCAUAGAUAUCUGCUAUUCCUACCUUACAUCAAAAGAGUAG
Papilio xuthus (Asian swallowtail) is the source of this 3549-nucleotide messenger RNA. Its product is annotated as BTB/POZ domain-containing protein 7. Gene Ontology annotation, biological process: DNA repair; morphogenesis of a branching epithelium. Gene Ontology annotation, molecular function: methylated-DNA-[protein]-cysteine S-methyltransferase activity; protein binding. Bases 367 to 3549 code for a protein of 1060 amino acids. NCBI's taxonomy places the organism in Eukaryota, Metazoa, Arthropoda, Insecta, Lepidoptera, Papilionidae. The record is from RefSeq and is a predicted model, not a curated record. The transcript is spliced from 28 exons.